UUCAGUGUUCUAAUUGCAUUUGGUAAACAUUUAGCAACACUGCAGCUCUCACAUCCAGCCACAAGGAGAAAGAAGAAUAGACCGUUCAGGGAAAGGCCUGGCUUUGAUCAGCAUAAGUAUCUGGCUCGUGUAUGUGCCAGACACUGUGUUGGUUCUAACUGCCAAGAUAGCAAAUGACAACAAGAACAUCAAUGAAAGCAAUAGAAUAUUUUUUUAUCGGCUUGCCAGACAAAGUUUGCUACAAACAUUGAAUUUUCAUGUUUAAUAAUGUUUAAGCUAAAUUUUAAUUUGUCCAGUUUGUCACAGUUUGGUCUUGAUUUAUUAAGCAAUCACUUCCAAAGUACAGUUAUACUGGAAACUCCAAUAUGUGAGCCUGAAAUUUGUCUCUGUAAAUGUGUUACUGGGGCUUUAUUAACUCAGUGUUUUUGAUCCAUUGUGAAGACAUCUGGUUUGUGUUGAGCUUGUGGACCCCAUACCUAUGAAUGAUUAGGCUUCAUCAUUAGCCCUACUGUCAUGUCCAUUAUCUUUGUCAACCAUCUGCUGAAACUUGUGCUGCUCCUGAUGUGUUUGAUCAAGGCAACCAUGACCACAUGAACACUCAAACCAAUUAUGGCCCCUGGCAGCAGCUUACGAUCAGGCUCAUCUUCUGUAAAUUGGAUCAGGCUGCUUACAGGGGCUUAGCAUGACGUACUGCAACUUUGAGUUUAAUCAUGAGGAUCCCCGGCCAUCCUCAACUUCUUUGAGGGAACGCAACAUUAACCUCUCCUGUAAAGGUUUGAAGAAAUAAACCUUUUGAAAACUAUAGUUUAUGAAACAAUGGUGCAGAAGAACCUUUAAAAUAAGGAUCCAGUGCUGUUCUCCUGAGUUCUUUAUAGCAGUUCUUUUGACAUAGGAUGGAUUACAGACUGAGCUGACUUUUCUGUUCUUUUGGACCAGCCAGAGGACAUACUGAUUACAAACAAACAGGGAACUGCAGGUUGGCAUAUUCAAGAACGUAAUCUAAACCGAAGGGGACAUCUUGGAACUCCUGCAGUGUUUUUUACAAGCAAGGACACAUCACAGAUUGAAGAAUGGCUUUGUUGCCAGUUAAGUUUGAUCUGAAAAAGCGAGUAAAGCUGGCUCAGACAGUCUGGUUCAUGUACUGGUUUGCUGUGUUGGCCGGCGUGUUGGUCCUCAGCAUGGGUCUGUUCUUCAAGAUCGAGCUGAGAAAACGUUCUGAACUUAUGGACAACAAUGAAAGCCACUUUUUGCCCAAUCUGCUUAUUCUCAUGGGCCUAAUAGCCUGCAGCAUCAACGUCUUCGGAGGCAAAGUGUGCUAUGACUCACUGGACCCCGAAAAGUUUGCAAAGUGGAAGCCCAUGUUGAAGACCUACUUGGUAUUCUGUGUGGGAUUCAACGCCCUGUUGCUUGUCACAGCCCUGCUGUGUUUCUUGAUGAGAAUCCCUAUGCAGUUCACCCUGGCUGAAGGGUUGAGGAACGGCAUGAGGUACUACAAGGACACCGACACACCGGGACGCUGCUACAUGAAGAGGACCCUGGACUUGAUGCAGAUUGAGUUUCAUUGCUGUGGAAAUGACAACUACAGAGAUUGGUUUGAGAUUCAGUGGGUCAGCAACCGCUACCUGGACUUCAGCUCAAAGGAAGUCAGAGACCGCAUUGGCAGUAAUGUUGAUGGCCAGUAUCUGAUGGAUGGAGUGCCCUUCAGCUGCUGUAACCCCAGCUCCCCCAGACCCUGCAUUCAGGCACAGAUGACCAACAACUCUGCCCACUACAGUUAUGACCACUACACAGAGGAUCUCAACGUGUGGAAGCGGGGAUGCCGCGAUGCUCUGCUGUCCUACUAUGGCGGCAUGAUGAGCACCAUCGGAGCCCUGGUGAUACUGGUCACUAUGCUGGAGGCUGGUGUGACUGUGGGCAUGCAGUAUGUCCACAGCUCCCUGUCUAACCUUGCUAAUCCGGAGGAUCCAGAGAGCGAGAGCGAGGGCUGGCUCCUGGAGAAGACAGUGAAGGAGACGUUCACUGACAUCAUGGACAAAAUGAAGUCCAUGGGCAAAGGCAGCAAGGUGGAGGAGGGUGAGGCAGCGGUUGAAACAGUGAGCUGAGCUAGCACCACCUGAACAAACUGACCCCACUCCCACCUGAGGAGAAAAUCAAAGACAUGUGAGAUUUUUCUACCAGCAUUUAUUUUGUAGGCCUACUCAUAUAUUUGGUUAUGAACUCAUUAGAAAUGGACGUGAAAAGAUCAUAUUACAUAUUCAUACUUUGAUAAAUAGCAGCUGGAUGGGUUUUUAGUUUUGGUUUUCCCCAGUAAAACAAGCACCAGCCUGGUUUUUGUUUUGUUUUUUGUUUGUUUUUGCACCAGCAAGUUUUUAAUUAGGUUUACAGUUCUGCUUUCUGACACUUUGUGCAUUUUUUUUCUCCAAAAAGAGGUGCAAAGUUAUAAAUCAAGUAAAUGUUAUAUGUAUUGAAAGCAUGUAAUUUUCUCCUUUAUUUUGCUGUCACAUACUUUGGUGGGGAUGGUGGUUGCUAUGCAAUCCCCCCCUCUCAUGGAACCCAAUGGUGCAGAUUGAAGAUAUUUAACUCAGGUUUUGCAAUGUUUUAUUUUUGCUAACCCGUCUAGGCUACUUUAUAGUCAAAGCAGACAAAUAAACCCCUCUGACUUGCUUCCAUUUAUACUCCAGUUCACUGGAUAAGCAGCUGAGAUGGAGUAUAAUUUCCAAUUAAAUGAAUCAGUCAUGCAUGAACAGUGCAACACAUGGAUCAAGACUGAGUAUGGGAAUCAGGAGGUUCAGAAACAUGGGGUGACUCCAAACCUGUGGCCUGAAAUUGGCAGCUAAAUCUUGGUUCCUGACCCCUGUACUGUAAUCUCAAAUCCUCUUUGAUAUUUCCCUAGUGCAUUCAGUAUCUGUAUAUUGACAUAUGUGUAUGUACAGUAUAUACCUUUGUAUAUGAUGUAGAAAAGAUGAAAAAUUACUUUUUUAAAAGAAUGCAAUUAAGUUGGAUCUUUUAUUUGAAUCAAUGUAAAGUUUGUUUUCUUUUUUCCAAAUAAUUUUCUUGGCUUUGUGUGACUGUGUAGAGGAGAGAUUAUGCUGACUGUAUACGUGAAUAAAGGAUUUUAGAGACGACA
This is a messenger RNA of Oreochromis niloticus (Nile tilapia), 3127 nucleotides long. RefSeq names its product peripherin 2a (retinal degeneration, slow) (gene prph2a). Gene Ontology annotation, cellular component: plasma membrane. The record is from RefSeq and is a predicted model, not a curated record. Lineage: Eukaryota; Metazoa; Chordata; Actinopteri; Cichliformes; Cichlidae. Gene Ontology annotation, biological process: visual perception. The transcript has 3 exons. The coding region runs from base 1071 to 2102 and encodes 343 amino acids.